GUCACUGGCCACUUUUUUCCAAUACGUGGCAUAGGCACGAACAACUUCCACGUUCGCCGCCAUUUUGACAUCGAGCGAAUUGUAUAGAAUCUACUGAUUUAAAGCUUUUUUUCUUGAUUGUGUUGAAAUUGGCAUCAGAAAAUACUAAUCGCAAAGCUUCAAAAUGGGGAAUAUGUUCGCGAAUUUAUUUAAAGGCCUAUUUGGCAAAAAGGAAAUGAGAAUACUGAUGGUUGGUUUGGAUGCUGCUGGUAAAACCACAAUCCUAUACAAACUCAAAUUAGGCGAAAUUGUUACGACUAUCCCCACGAUUGGAUUCAAUGUGGAGACUGUAGAAUACAAAAACAUCAGUUUCACCGUGUGGGAUGUCGGCGGUCAAGACAAAAUUAGGCCACUGUGGAGGCAUUACUUUCAGAACACACAGGGUCUCAUCUUUGUAGUAGACAGUAAUGAUCGAGAGCGUAUUGGUGAAGCGCGCGAGGAGCUCAUGCGAAUGUUAAGUGAAGACGAACUACGGGAUGCUGUACUUUUGAUCUUUGCAAACAAACAGGAUCUGCCAAACGCAAUGAACGCAGCUGAGAUAACAGACAAGCUGGGCCUGCACUCGUUGCGCAACCGCAACUGGUACAUCCAGGCGACGUGCGCCACCUCCGGGGACGGGCUGUACGAGGGCCUGGACUGGCUCUCCAACCAACUUAAGAACGCCAACCGCUAACCGCAUGUGCGCCACCAACUCACAGACAAAUCUGAUUACUGAAAGAGACUAUGGUUUAAGAUAUGUUAACUUUAUUUGCUAUUGAAUAUUGAAUACAAUGUAUUAUGUGAGUUAACCUGCGAAUGCAUUACUGAUAUGCGUCACCCGGUGACCGAUCGAGCAUCGCAUUCACUCCGAACCACUCGAGUUCAUACAACAUUUAAAAAUAAUUUUGGAAUAUGGUGGUAAGUGUACAAAUAAACCAUGCUACUUGUGGUAUUAGGGUCCACGUAAUUAGAAUGCGCUGUUUGAUCGAUCCCUGUCGACGAUGAACAAAAAAAAAUAGUGUGUAAAGACGAUACAAAAUUAUUGCAGAUUUGUUUUCAAUAUAAAUAUACGAAGGAGCAAAACGGUGGUACCUAGACUCGCUGAAUGAUCGUGCAUUGUGAUGUGGAUAGGUUUGUAGCUGACUCGUGAUAAAGUGAAUCACAUCAUAACAUGUUUUAUAUGUAUACUAUGUGGAAUAAGUUGUCGCAAUAAAGUAUUUAAAGUUAAUUCACAA
This is a messenger RNA of Helicoverpa armigera (cotton bollworm), 1253 nucleotides long. It is a transcript of the gene Arf79F, whose product is annotated as ADP-ribosylation factor 1. The transcript has 5 exons. Gene Ontology annotation, molecular function: GTP binding; GTPase activity. The record is from RefSeq and is a predicted model, not a curated record. Gene Ontology annotation, biological process: intracellular protein transport; vesicle-mediated transport. NCBI's taxonomy places the organism in Eukaryota, Metazoa, Arthropoda, Insecta, Lepidoptera, Noctuidae. Gene Ontology annotation, cellular component: cytoplasm; plasma membrane. Bases 164 to 712 code for a protein of 182 amino acids.